AUGGGCAAUAGGCCAUGCUGCAGGGAAGGAGAGGCCAAGGCUGUGGCUGCAGAGGAGGUGAGUGCAGACACAGCAGGGGACAUCUCCACGUAUCCAGACCUCUCGCCCUCCAAUUCAUCUGAGUAUCCACAAGUGGGGCAGUUAGGCAGUACCGAAAUGACUGAGUCUAUGGCCGCACGAAAACCACCUAGCAGAGUAAGUCGACUGAAAAAGUUGAAGCACUUGGAGAUUGAUAUGGAGAUCUUGCGAGGUGCGGAUCUUCGCAGAACCCUUUUUCAUUGUGGAAAGAUCUGGUUGAAGCCUCCAGGCCAUCUCAAUCUUCGGGAUCGCGCGGCUCUGUGGACGUAUUCUACACCAGUACAAGGUUUCGACACAUUUCUGUCACAUACAUGGUUGACGCCAGGGAGGCUAAAGGCAUUGUCCCUCACGCUACAGCGAGGCUGGCCGGUUCCAUUGAUUUUCUUUGUAGCCGCAACUGUCCUGGCUAUGGCCCUCUGCAUGUACGACAUUAUGCCAAUGCCGUGGACAAAUACAACAACGAUAACUGGCCAUCUCCAGGAAUACCCUUUUGGACCAUGGAUUCUGCUGUGCGGUUUUUUGGCGCUGCUGCUAGGGAUAGUUCUUGCGCCAUACUUCCCGACAUACUCUGAAACGGUGUUCGUGGACGUAUUCAGCAUCCACCAGACCGACGCGGAGCUGAUGGAGCGUGGAAUCUAUGGUCUGGCUGGAUGUCUCCGGAUGUCUAAGCAAAUGCAGGUGCUAUGGAGCCCGCCAUACCUGUCCCGCUUAUGGUGCAUUUUUGAAAUUGCUGCCUUUCGCAAAGCCAAUCCGGAAGGGAAGAUUCUAUGGACGCCUUUGUUUCUGGAGCGGGCCGUCCUCGUAGUGCUUGUCAUGAGCUUCGGCAUGGCAAGUCUCCACUGGUUCUUGAUAGCAACAAAAGCUAGCCUGGUGUCCACAUUUCUCUCCUACAUGUUUGCUUACUUUCCUUGUGGCAUUGGGGUGCACGCAUUGCGCCGUAGCUUCCUCGAGGGCGCGCAGCUGCUGAAUGGUUUGCAACAUUUUGAUCUGAAUUCCGCAGGAUGCAGUCUGGAGUUUGAUCGCCAGUUCAUCUACACAGCUAUUCUCGACUGGUACGACAGCGAGGAGGCCUUCACUCAGUAUGUCCGCGGACCGCUUCACGAGGAGCUUGCGGCUUCUGCGUCGUUUGGGGACUGCCCUCUCGGCUACUUCUUGAUCAUCUUGGCUGUGCCUGUGAGUUUGAGCUUGGAGUUUGCGGUAUCUCUGUUAAAGGGUGGAGCCCCAGGAGAGGCCAUUCUUCGCUACGUGAUUGGGACACUGCUGGGCUUUGAUCUGGCUUGGACAACAUUUGGACUGGUGAACCUCCGCAACCUGUGCUACCAUUUUGCAGCUCCCCGCUGCCGCGCAGGCUCUGCAGCCCUGGAUUUCGGGCAGUCGAUGCUAAUUGUCAUGUGCGUGUCAGCAUGCUAUACCCUCGGAAUGGAGGCCACCUAUUGGGCCACCGAGUCCAGUCUUUGGGCGUCCACUGGAUGGGCGUGCUUUGCUUUCCUGUGCGCCUUUCUUGCUCUAAAGGGCAAAGCCGCGGUUGCGGCCUUCGGCGUAUGCACGAAGCCAUCUUCCAAAUUGGCUUGUGCUCAGCCCCAGUCAGAUGUAAUGUUUAGCAUUUAA
Molecule: messenger RNA, 1686 nt
Organism: Symbiodinium pilosum
Lineage: Eukaryota; Dinophyceae; Suessiales; Symbiodiniaceae
Source: the annotation of a GenBank genome assembly